UCAGUGAGUGUUGAGCUCAGGCUGAAUCAUGUCUGUAGUCAGGACUGUGCUGCUGCUCUGGGUCUGUGUAGGUCCAUGGGUCAGUACUUAUGGCGCUCUGGUUAUCUCUAGGGACACCAAAGUGCAGGACAAUCCUGACAGGACCAGACAUAUUACGAAACGCAGUGUCAGUGAUGUAGAGAUUGAAGUGCAGAGCAUGAAGGUGGACUGCAAGGUGGCGUCUCGCUUUGCUCACACGGUCAUGACCACAGUGGCAAAGAACAAGGGCAACUCAUCAAAGGAAAUAUUCUUUGAAGUGGACCUUCCAAAGACUGCUUUCAUCACCAACUUCAGCAUGGAGAUAGAUGGAGAGACCUACGUGGGAGAGGUGAAGGAGAAGGAGAAGGCCAAGAAGCAGUAUGAAAAGGCCGUGUCUUCAGGACAGACCGCUGGACUGGUCAAGGCAUCAGGCAGAAAGAUGGAGAAAUUCUCCGUUUCAGUGAACAUUGCGGCCUACAGCAACGUCACAUUCACACUGACCUAUGAGGAGCUGCUGAAGCGGCGGUUGGGCAAAUAUGAGAUUAUGACCCGGGUCAAGCCCAACCAGUUAGUUCAGAAUUUUGAGAUUGUGGCAGACAUCUACGAGCCUCAAGGAAUUGCCUUCCUGGAUGCUUAUGGGACAUUUAUUACCAAUGAGCUACUGCCCCUGGUAGAGAAAACUGUGACUGACAAAAAGGCUCAUGUGUCCUUCAGUCCAACACUGGACCAGCAGAGGAAAUGCCCUGACUGUGACGGCACUCUGAUCGAUGGGGACUUCCUCAUAAAGUAUGAUGUGAACCGUGCUGAAAGUUUUGGCGACAUUCAGAUAGUUAAUGGCUACUUUGUGCAUUAUUUUGCACCUGCUGACUUGCCCCGAGUUCCCAAAAAUGUCAUGUUUGUGAUAGACAUCAGUGGAUCAAUGAGUGGUCAGAAAAUGGACCAGACGAGAAAGGCUUUGUUGACCAUCUUGAAUGAGCUGCAUGAAGAUGACUACUUUGGACUGGUUCUAUUUGAUGACAACAUUGAACCGUGGAGGCCAUCCCUGACCAAGGCCACAGAGGGAAAUGUGACAGCGGCAAAGGAAUUUGUCAAAACUAUUGAGGAUAGAGGCACUACAAACAUCAAUGAUGCAGUUCUCAAAGCAGUGGAAAUGCUGAUCACAGACACACAACAGAACCUGCUCCCAGAGAAUAGUGUAUCUAUGGUCAUCCUACUUACAGAUGGACAACCCACUGCUGGAGAGACAGACACUGUGGUAAUCAAGGAGAACGUCCAGGCAGCCAUUGACAAUAACGUGACCCUGUUCUGCCUGGGCUUCGGUUACGACCUGGACUACGGCUUUCUGGAUUCCAUGGCAAAGCAGAAUGACGGACUGGCCCGCAGGAUCUAUGAGGCAUCAGAUGCGGCUGUGCAGCUGCAGGGAUUUUAUGAGGAGGUGGCCAGUCCCCUUCUCUCUGAUGUGCACUUCAGAUACCCUGAAGACGUGGUAAACUCCCUCACCAACAGUCACUUUAAGCAGCUUUUCAAUGGCUCCGAGAUUGUGGUGGCGGGACAACUGAAUGAAAAUGAUGUGGAAAACUUCCUCAUAGAAGUGUCAGCACAUGGGGUGGACGAGUAUGUGAUCCAGGGCCAGGCCACAGCCCAGGAGUGGGACAUCAUUUUCCCAGACCAGGAGUACAUCUUUGGGGAGUUUACAGAGCGCCUGUGGGCCUACCUCACCAUUGAGCAGCUCCUGGACAGGAAAGAUAAAGGUUCACCAGAGGAAAGGGCCAAUGCUACUGCAGAGGCUCUGGACCUUUCCCUCAAGUACAGCUUCGUCACUCCCCUCACAUCCAUGGUGGUCACAAAGCCAGAGAACGAGGAAAAUCCAGAUGAUGUACUCAUCGCAGACAAACUCACCGAGGACCAGAGAGUUGGCCCUCAUCCCCAAGCAGGUGUGUUAUAUGCAGGUGGUCAACCUCUUGCCUUCCUCAGAGUGGGCUCUGCAUCCUAUCCUCCAUCAUCUUAUUUCGAUGACUCCUAUCCUCUUGUGGAUGGAGACCCUCAUUUCAUCAUUGAGUUGCCAGAGAAGAAUGAUGCCCUGUGUUUUAACAUCAACGACGAACCAGGCACUGUUCUAAACCUGGUGAGAGAUCCUGAGCUUGGUAUUGUGGUGAAUGGUGAAACCAUUGGGGACAAGAAGACGGAUUCUGGGAGCAGAGUGAACACAUACUUUGGUCGCUUUGGUAUAGUUCAUGAGAAGUUAGGCGUCAGGCUGAUGGUGAGCACAAAAGAGAUAUCUGUUGCCCAGGACAGCAGAAUGGUCAAACUUCAGUGGUCCCACUCAGCUUCCGUUAAAGGUGCCAACAUAGACCUGCAUAUCACAAAGGAUCGUAGUCUGACGGUGACUCUGAAAGACUCUGUGAAGUUUGUCAUCAUUCUGCACAAGGUGUGGAAGAAGCACCCGUACCACCAGGACUACUUGGGGUUCUACACCAUAGACAGCCACCUACUCUCCCCCAGGGUCCACGGACUGCUGGGUAAGAAGUGGCCUGGGAACUUAAAGGAUUCUCAUGACCUUGAUUGCUCAUUGUGCCCCGCUUCAAUGUUCAUUAAGGGGAACAAACUAACUGUGACCAGAGGCUGGCAGAGAGACUUCCGUAGAGAUGUGAAGAACGGAGAGAAAGUGCCCUGCUGGUUUGUACACAACAAUGGAACUGGACUCAUCGAUGGGAGCCCUGAGGACUAUGUGGUGUCCAGCCUUAUCUAGCUCGGUAAAAAAAUAACCUCUAUGUAAAAAGGACCAAGCACUCGUAUCCAAAACUAAAAUAACAGAAAAUACAUGAAUUUGUCUCUUCAAGGUAAUGUCAAAAUGAUUACUGUAUAAGUGAAUAAAUGAAUGGAGCGCAGAGUAUUUAGUGAUAUAAGAAAGGACAAAUGUAAAAGGCGAUGGCAUAUAGUAGACAGUAUUUAUGUAUGAGAUAAAAAGUAAAUGAUUUUUUAUGUGUUACGACGCUUUCCACAAUGUCA
This is a messenger RNA of Alosa alosa (allis shad), 3027 nucleotides long. Its product is annotated as inter-alpha-trypsin inhibitor heavy chain H3-like. Bases 29 to 2767 code for a protein of 912 amino acids. The transcript is spliced from 22 exons. Lineage: Eukaryota; Metazoa; Chordata; Actinopteri; Clupeiformes; Clupeidae. Gene Ontology annotation, biological process: hyaluronan metabolic process. The record is from RefSeq and is a predicted model, not a curated record. Gene Ontology annotation, molecular function: serine-type endopeptidase inhibitor activity.